UUUAUUUAGCAUAUUUUGAGCCAUAAAACAUAAGGGGAGGAGAAAGAUGAUGAUAAAGUUGCAUCAAUCACAACACAGCAAGGAGAGGCUGUUGUUUCUGCAGAGGCCAUUUGUUCAGAGUGUGAGUGGUGCAUCUGUUUCUCUUCCAGUAUGGUUGGGGAAGAAAGUGCAGAGGCAAAAACAGCUUGUGUUGGUUUCUCGCAACGUUAACGCUUGUGCAACUUUGACAGGCACAGAUUCGAUAACAGAGAAGAGCACAGUGAAGGUUACAGCCAUAGUUAAGGUAAAAAUAACUGCGUCUGGUUUCUUUUCUAGUCUCCGCUUAGACCGAGGAAUCGACGAUAUUACUGAUUUGCUUGGUAAAUCUCUCCUCCUCGAGCUUCUUAGUUCUCACCUUCAUCCAGUGACGGGACUAGAGAAGGAAACGCUUAAAGCAUAUGCACACAAAACAGUUCAAGGCAAGGACUCGGUUAAUUAUGUAACAAAAUUUGAUGUUCCAAAUGAUUUUGGAGGAAUUGGUGCUGUUCUCGUUGAGAAUGAGCAUCACAAAGAGAUGUUCCUUGAAACCAUCCUCCUCGAUGGCUUUCCCGAGGGUCCUAUUCAUUUUGAUUGUGCCUCUUGGGUUCACUCUAAGUUCGAUAAUCCAACCAAAAGGAUCUUCUUUUCCAACAAGUGUUACUUACCACGAGAUACACCGAGUGGUUUAAGAAGACUAAGAGAAGAAGAAUUGAGUAAUCUCCGAGGCAAUGGAGUAGGAGAACGCAAAUGCUUUGAAAGAAUAUACGAUUACGAUGUAUACAACGACAUUGGAGAUCCUGAUAAAAGUCUUGAACUUCAGAGACCUCCUUUAGGAGGUAAAGAACGACCUUAUCCUAGACGUUGUCGAACUGGUCGUCCACAUUGUGAAGCAGAUCCAUUGUCGGAGAAAAGAAUUGGACACUUUUACGUUCCAAGGGAUGAGUGCUUCUCAGAGGUGAAGCAGCACACGUUCUCAACUAAGACCUUACACUCGGUGUUGCUAAUAUUGCUUCCUUCUCUUGGAAAAAUUAUCAAGGAAAAGGAACUUCCAUUUUCGUUCUUCCACGACAUAGAUUCACUCUUCAGCAUUGGACUUGACUUACCUCCUGAGCAUGAAAACGACAAGGGAUUCCUAGGAAGCAUCAUGCCCAGACUCGUCAAAUCCAUUGCUGGCGAGGGACGACACGUGCUUCGAUUUGAGACCCCAGAGACGAUGAACAGGGACAAGUUUUUCUGGUUCAGGGAUGAGGAAUUUGCUAGACAGACUGUUGCUGGUCUCAACCCAUGUAGCAUACGAUUGGUCAAGGAAUGGCCAUUGAAGAGUAAACUUGACCCAGAAAUAUAUGGUCCAGCAGAAUCAGCAAUCACUUCAGAAAUUAUCAAUAAAGAGAUUGGAGGCAUAAUGUCUGUGGAAAAGGCGAUCAAAGAAAAGAAGCUGUUCAUGUUAGACUACCAUGACAUACUUUUACCCUAUGUCAACAAAGUACGCAAACUCAAGGGGAAAACACUCUAUGGAUCACGAACUUUGUUCUUUCUAAAUCCAGAGGGGACACUGAGACCCCUAGCCAUUGAGCUGACUCGACCACCAACAAAUGGAAAGGGCCAAUGGAAGCAAGUUUUUACCCCUUCUUGGCACUCAACAAGUGUUUGGCUCUGGAGGAUAGCCAAGGCUCAUGCUCUUGCACAUGACUCUGGCUAUCACCAACUUGUUAGUCAUUGGUUAAGAACUCACUGCGUGACAGAGCCGUAUGUUAUUGCAACGAACAGGCAACUUAGUGAGAUGCACCCCAUAAACAAAUUGCUACACCCUCAUUUCCGUUACACAAUGGAGAUUAACGCUCUUGCACGGGAAGCACUUAUUAAUGCUGAUGGUACAAUUGAGAGCGCAUUCGCACCAGGAAAGUACUCCUUAGAGAUUAGCUCCGCUGCUUAUGCUCUCGAAUGGCGCUUUGACACGCAGGCUCUACCUGCGGAUCUGAUUAGAAGGGGAAUGGCUGUGGAAGAUCCAUUUGCUCCACAUGGCUUAAGGCUAACCAUCCAAGACUAUCCUUUUGCCAACGAUGGCCUCCUUCUGUGGGACGCUAUAAAGCUUUGGGUCACUGACUAUGUCAACAACUAUUAUCCUGAACCAAGUCUUGUGGAGUCAGAUGAAGAGCUUCAAGCAUGGUGGACAGAGAUUAGAACAUCUGGCCAUGCUGAUAAAAAAGAUGAGCCAUGGUGGCCAAUUCUUAAGACCCCAAAAGACCUCAUUGGAAUCCUCAAUACAAUCAUAUGGGUAACUUCUGGUCACCAUGCAGCAGUGAACUUUGGGCAAUAUGCUUAUGGGGGAUACUUCCCUAACAGGCCUACAAUAGCCAGAACCAAAAUGCCCUCAGAGGACCCUACAGAAGAAGAGUGGGAAAAGUUCAUUGCAAAGCCUGAAAGGGCACUUCUCAAGUGCUUUCCCUCACAACUUCAAGCAACUAGAGUCAUGGCUGUCUUGGAUAUACUGUCAACUCAUUCACCAGAUGAGGAGUACAUAGGGGAAAAGGUGGAACCAUCAUGGGCUGAAGAACCCGUCAUAAAAGCUGCCUUUGAAAGAUUUAGAGAGAGACUGAAGAAACUAGAAACACUGAUUGAUGAGAGGAAUGAAAAUACUAAUUUGAAGAACAGAAAUGGAGCUGGCAUUGUCCCAUAUGAGCUUUUGAAACCCUUCUCAAAGCCAGGUGUCACUGGAAUGGGGGUCCCCUGUAGCAUAUCUAUUUAAGUUGACAAACUGAUAUUAUGUUUGUGCCAAGACUGAUAUGGGUUUUCUAUAUUAAACAGAAGAUAGCUAUAUAGUCACAUAAAAUGGUGCCUCAACUAGGGCUGUUCACGGUUUA
This is a messenger RNA of Cajanus cajan (pigeon pea), 2879 nucleotides long. RefSeq names its product linoleate 13S-lipoxygenase 2-1, chloroplastic. Lineage: Eukaryota; Viridiplantae; Streptophyta; Magnoliopsida; Fabales; Fabaceae. Gene Ontology annotation, molecular function: metal ion binding; protein binding; oxidoreductase activity, acting on single donors with incorporation of molecular oxygen, incorporation of two atoms of oxygen. Gene Ontology annotation, biological process: lipid oxidation. The record is from RefSeq and is a predicted model, not a curated record.